AAUUUUUUUUUUUUGGAGAUUGAGCAAAGUGAAACGACCACCAUUCCUAUGGGAAUGCUCUGUAGCUUCCAAUUACUCUGCAGCUGCCGUUGCCACUGUAACUGACGAUGUGGAACAGUACUCAAGCGGCGGCCAUGGCUACAAUUAAUCUUAUCCACAGACCAACCUUUUUUUGUACUAUCGGUUUCACUAUUAGCGCCAUCAAGGUUCCGUUUCAUCGCCGGAAAUGGAAGCCAAGGCAAAUUGCAGUUUCCUCGGCCCCUUUAACUCAACCCAACACCUUUCUUUCGGUCUCUCUAUCAAACUUAGGCCCAAACGAGGAACAUCGUCAGCUUCUUCCCGAUACUUCGGACGAAGAUUUUGUAGUUGUUAAUUUCUACCAUUUUGUGUUCAUUGAAGAUCCCGAAGCUGAGGUCUCUAAGCAUCUCUACUUCAUGAGGGACUUGGAUAUACAUGGACGAGUCUACCUUAAUGAACAAGGAAUUAACGCACAGAAGGGCUGGAAAUUGAUAUUUGUGGGCAUUUCAACUUGCAGUGGGCCAUCAAAACAUGCUCUUGCUUAUGCUAACUGGUUAAGAGAAGAUCCCAGAUUUUCCGAUAUCCUAGUUCAAGUUUCUCCAGCAAUAAAUGGCCAUGCAUUUCCAAAGUUGAAGUUGCGUUAUAAGCCCUCACUUGUACAAUUGGAAGGAGAAUUUUCACAUCUUCCCUUACUUGACCCAUCAAAGCGAGCAACUCCUCUAACUCCAUCUGAGUGGAGAGAAAGGUUGGAAACAAUGAACAACAAUAGCGAUACAAAUUAUAUUUUAUUGGAUAUUAGAAAUGGAUAUGAGUGGGAUAUCGGUCAUUUCCAAGGUGCUCAGCGGCCUACCAUGGACAGCUUUAGGUACACAUCCUUUGGUUUAUCCCAAACUGAGGAUGCUGCUUCUGAUCCAUUGGCAAAUGUUGACAAAGAAAAGACAGAGGUAUUGAUGUAUUGCACGGGCGGUAUCCGUUGUGAUGUAUAUUCGACAAUUCUAAGGGAAAGAGGGUUUCAAAACCUCUACACCUUAAAAGGUGGAGUCUCUAAUUAUCUUAAAGAUGAAGGUAGCGAGCAAUGGGUUGGAAAUUUGUUCGUGUUUGACUCGCGGCUCUCACUCCCUCCAUCUGCCUACAACCCUGAAGCUGAAUCAUGCAGAACCCCUCAAUUUUCUGCAAAUAAUGCUUUUGCCAGAUGCUAUAUCUGUACUUCCCAGGUUUCUCAAUUAAGGCAUCGUAAUUGUGCGAAUCUUGACUGCAAUCUACUAUUUCUAUGCUGUAGAGAGUGUGUGAACGAGUUGAGAGGAUGUUGUUGUUCAGAAUGCACAAGUGCACCUCGACUUAGACCUGUUUUACCAGGGCCUCAAAGAUAUCAGAAAUGGCACAUCUACCGCGACUUUCGACAAGAACAACCAACCUAAUUUCUGCAUCAAAAAUUGCACUUCACUGUGCUACAAUUGUAAUCUUCUCCAGCUUUGUAACCUUUUGUUUUAAAUAAAAAGAAUGGGAUUCCGAAGAAUCCAGGAUGUUUUUAUCGAGUUUAAUCGGUCAUGUCUUCGUGAAAGGGAUGAUUUUUGGUAUAAUACUAGAUAUCAUAGGAUUUCAUCUCAAAA
Benincasa hispida (wax gourd) is the source of this 1628-nucleotide messenger RNA. Its product is annotated as Rhodanese/Cell cycle control phosphatase superfamily protein. NCBI's taxonomy places the organism in Eukaryota, Viridiplantae, Streptophyta, Magnoliopsida, Cucurbitales, Cucurbitaceae. The record is from RefSeq and is a predicted model, not a curated record.